Procambarus clarkii (red swamp crayfish) is the source of this 2596-nucleotide messenger RNA. NCBI's taxonomy places the organism in Eukaryota, Metazoa, Arthropoda, Malacostraca, Decapoda, Cambaridae. The record is from RefSeq and is a predicted model, not a curated record.
UUGAGAAUAUACAUUCUUAAAAGAGGCGAACAGUUAGGGGUGAAAUGGAGACACUUAUUACAAGGUGAGGUGUCACACUGCUAUAUAAGUCGAGGGAAGGGGCACAAUCUCCAGGUACGGUCUACUCGUGCCCGUGUCAGCUCUUGGAUGGCUUAAUCUUCAUCACUCGAGCACAAAGUAGGCUAAGUUAACCAUGAUGGAGGAGGAAGAAGAUCACGUUACAAAGAGCGAUGACAGCAUCCCAGGAGCCAGGAGGAGUGAGGCAGCUGACGUAGUUGACCAGGACUGGCGCCAUCUCUCCAGGCCUCGCUACGUGCCUCAGUCUGCACUUACUGUGGCAGGUUUGAUAACAUCAUGCUGGGAGACGAUCACUAACAGGCCCGGCAUUGACUCCGCAGCGCUCAGCGGCCCUACAAUGGCUCACUGGCACUCACUCGCUGGCACCACGAUAUGGCACCUUAGCAUGGUUUCUUGGCGGCUUGGCACUGUGACUGGUCCCUGGGGCUCAAUCGCCGGUCCUAUGAUUUUUCCCUGGAGCGUGCUCACUAGGCCUAAGAUGGAUCCCAGGUACUCAUUUAUUGGCCCUACGACGGACCCUUGGCGCUCAUUUGCCAGCACACCAAUGAUUCCCUUGCACUCUCUUUCCGGUCUUAUGAUGGGUCCUUGGUGCUCGCUUACUGGUCAUGCAGUGGGUCCCUGGCGCUGGAAUACCUCCUCAACUAUGAUUCCAUGGUACACAUUUACAGGCUUUUCGCUCAUGUCCUGGGGCUCACGUGCUGGCCUCACGCUGGGUCCCUGGGGCUCACGUACUGGCCUCACUCUGGGUCCCUGGGGCUCACGUGCUGGCCUCACGCUGGGUCCCUGGGGCUCACGUACUGGCCUCACGCUGGGUCCCUGGGGCUCACGUACUGGCCUCACGCUGGGUCCCUGGGGCUCACGUGCUGGCCUCACGCUGGGUCCCUGGGGCUCACGUGCUGGCCUCACGCUGGGUCCCUGUGGCUCCCUUACUGGCCUCGAGGUGAGUUCCUGCGACUCACUUACUGGCCUCGAGGUGAGUUCCUGCGACUCACUCACUGCCCUCGAGGUGGGUUCUUGCGACUCACUCACUGGCCUCAGGGUGAGUUCCUGCGACUCACUCACUGCCCUCGAGGUGGGUUCUUGCGACUCACUUACUGGCCUCGAGGUGGGUUCUUGCGAUUCACUUACUGGCCUCGAGGUGGGUUCUUGCGACUCACUUACUGGCCUCGAGGUGAGUUCUUGCGACUCACUCACUGCCCUCGAGGUGGGUUCUUGCGACUCACUUACUGGGCUCGAGGUGGGUUCCAGGGGCUCACUUACUGGCCUCGAGGUGGGUUCUUGCGACUCACUUACUGGCCUCGAGGUGGGUUCCUGCGACUCACUUACUGGCCUCAGGGUGAGUUCCUGCGACUCGCUCAUUGCCCUCGAGGUGGGUUCCUGUGACUCACUCACUGCCCUCGAGGUGGGUUCCUGCGACUCACUUACUGGCCUCGAGGUGGGUUCCUGCGACUCACUCACUGCCCUCGAGGUGGGUUCUUGCGACUCACUUACUGGCCUCGGGGUGGGUUCCAGGGACUCACUUACUGGCCUCAGGGUGGGUUCCUGCGACUCACUUACUGGGCUCGAGGUGGGUUCCAGGGGCUCACUUACUGGCCUCGAGGUGGGUUCUUGCGACUCACUUACUGGCCUCGAGGUGGGUUCCAGGGGCUCACUUACUGGCCUCGAGGUGGGUUCCAGGGGCUCACUUACUGGCCUCGAGGUGGGUUCCAGGGGCUCACUUACUGGCCUCGAGGUGGGUUCCUGGGGCUCACUUACUGGCCUCAGGGUGGGUUCCAGCGACUCACUUACUGGCCUCAGGGUGGGUUCCAGGGACUCACUUACUCUCCUCGAGGUGGGCUCUUGCGACUCACUUACUGGCCUCAGGGUGGGUUCCUGGGGCUCACUUACUGGCCUCAGGGUGGGUUCCUGCGACUCACUUACUGGCCUCAGGGUGGGUUCCUGGGGCUCACUUACUGGCCUCGAGGUGGGUUCUUGCGACUCACUUACUGGCCUCAGGGUGGGUUCCAGGGACUCGCUUACUCUCCUCGAGGUGGGUUAUUGCGACUCACUUACUGGCCUCAGGGUGGGUUCCUGGGGCUCAUUUACUGGCCUCAGGGUGGGUUCCAGGGACUCGCUUACUCUCCUCGAGGUGGGUUCUUGCGACUCACUUACUGACCUCAGGACUGUAUUUGACGAUUUGUCAGAGUUAUCUAGUGAGGAAAGUGUUGUUGAGACCAACACUGAUGAAGGUAGUGAAUGUAUAGAAACAGAGAUGGCCGAGGUGGAUUUUGGUAGUGAUGGAAGUGACGAUUCUGAGGUUGAGACUGCCACUCGUGCACAGCGAGGUACUGGAGCUCGUGCCAGAGCCAGACUUACCACACGUACCCCACCACCAACAGAUUCUGAUGAAGGGUGGUGUAGUGACAAUACUCCACCCUUUGUGGACAAUUUUACAGAUACGCAACAAGUUGAACGUAGAAAACGAGUAUGGAAUCGUGAUGAACAUCCUCAGUGUGAACAGGCCAAAUGCAAUCUGUGA